Aureobasidium subglaciale EXF-2481 is the source of this 1062-nucleotide messenger RNA. RefSeq lists its product as uncharacterized. The transcript has a single exon. The record is from RefSeq and is a predicted model, not a curated record. The coding region runs from base 287 to 829 and encodes 180 amino acids. Lineage: Eukaryota; Fungi; Ascomycota; Dothideomycetes; Dothideales; Saccotheciaceae.
GGAUCGUCAGUACAUGUCAUGAACAAUCUCUUCAAGGAUACGCACCAUGGCUUCGACAAGACUCUCUGGCGUAGAGGCGACUGGAGGGACAAUGGUCGCAUAAGCGGACGGAUACUUCUUGCUGCCGACGCCAUAUUGUGUAGUGGAUGUGUGUGUAUGUGUGAAAGAGGGAAGGCAAAGGCGAGUGAGAAUUUGAGAGCAGAGAAGGUCAAAUGUACAAAGGCAAAAAAGAUGAUAUAGAUCUUCAGCGGCUAGUGCGGAAGACAACCAAGGGCCGGCCAAGUUGAUGCAGGAGCAGCGGACGACCGAAUCAUCCAUCACAUGCGGGGACUUCGGAACCGAGGCAUCACUCCAUCUGGGGUCUCCGCGCCCUGUCGCCCUGUCGUUUACGGUGCGAGCCAACCCUAUUCUUCUCUCACUUACCAUACCGACUCUGAUACUGAAGGACCAUAUCAAAGGCACUGAUAUGGAGAUUGAACAAUGUCAGAGGCUUUGUUUCAAAGCGUCGGAUCUGCUCAAUCUCGAGACUCUCGUUGACAUCAGAGUCAGUGCUUCUCAAUCUCUAUGCAUCGUACCUGCCUCGGGACUCGGUGACAUGAGAGUCAGUGCAUCUCGACGCCGACGAACACAAGAUGAGAGGACGAAAAGGGCAUUGCUUCCGAACGAAAAGGGUAUCGCACAGCGGGUACAACCUAAUCUUGAUAUCAAAGAUGCGAAGCCACCGAAUGCUUUUGACAUGCCCUCAGACUUGACAUUGAGAGCCGCUGUAUGCUUCUGGGAUUUGAGCAUCAAGCUGAUAGGUGAAUCCUCGAGUUUAGCCAUGAUGUAAUUUAAAAGUGUCGUUUGAUAUACCAUCGUCCUGGCACGUCAGAGCCAGACCGUGUAAGAAGGACAACAACCUCCAUCUAGUUCGGUCUAAACUUAUUCCUCCUCAUCUUCAUAGCUUCCACCUUUUUCCUAUCCUCCUCAAAGCCCUUGAGCAACUCAUUGGCCUUUUCCUUGCGCUUCUCACGCAUCUGGAAGCGGUAAAAGUCUUCCUUGCCCUUUGCUUUCUCCUUUUGC